Odobenus rosmarus divergens (Pacific walrus) is the source of this 692-nucleotide messenger RNA. It is a transcript of the gene MRPL53, whose product is annotated as mitochondrial ribosomal protein L53. Bases 19 to 357 code for a protein of 112 amino acids. The record is from RefSeq and is a predicted model, not a curated record. The transcript has 3 exons. Gene Ontology annotation, cellular component: mitochondrial large ribosomal subunit. NCBI's taxonomy places the organism in Eukaryota, Metazoa, Chordata, Mammalia, Carnivora, Odobenidae.
UCCGGGGCAGAGGUCACCAUGGCGGCGUCCUUGGCUCGGCUCGGCCUCCGAUCUGUGAAGCAGGUUCGGGUUCAAUUCUGCCCCUUCGAGAAGAAUGUGGAGUCAACAAGGACCUUCCUCCAGGCGGUGAGCAGCGAGAAGGUCCGUUCCACUAACCUCAACUGCUCGGUGAUUGCGGACGUGAGGCACGACGGCUCCGAGCCCUGCGUGGACGUGCUGUUCGGAGACGGGCAUCGCCUGAUUAUGCGCGGCGCUCACCUCACCGCCCAGGAAAUGUUCACAGCCUUUGCCUCCCACAUCCAGGCCAGGGCUACAGCGGGAAGCGGGGACAAGCCCGGCGCUGGUACCGGGCGCUGACAGCACAGAAGAGCCCAACAAUCAGAUUUUAGGUUGGGAUUGCUAGGAUACCUGCCUAAGAAGAGCUUGAAAGACUUCAUCACUCGAAUCACCGUCUGAAGGGAUACGGAGCGCCAAAAAAAAAAAGAGAGAGAGUCCUGUGAUUACUGAUAAGCCAACGUUUUUGGAACGAGACACGAUCAGAUAGGGGCCUGGACAAACUUGAAUUUAUUUCACUUUCUUACCAUCGCCCCGUGCUUAGCCCUUUUGAAUUUGGCUUCUCUCAUCACUCACUCAAGGUACCUCUUACUCAUCAGCCAAAUCCAGUGCUGUUUUUCUCGGUCCUCAUCUUUCCA